GGAGUGCAGAGAUGCUUCUGUCAUGCCUGAGAGGGCUCACAAGUUACUGAUGGCUUUGUCCACACAAAGGAAACAAUCAUUUGGUGAGACUGUCAGCAGAAGAACCAUGUGUCGGUCGGGCACCAGGAUGAUGGCCUCGCAGGAGCAGGUCUGGCCAGUCCCAAUGAAGGCAAUUGGAGCACAAAACCUUUUGACAAUGCCUGGAGGAGUGACCAAAUCAGGGUAUCUUCAUAAAAAAGGAGGCACCCAGCUGCAGAUUCUGAAGUGGCCAUUGAGAUUUGUGAUUAUCCAUGAGGGAUGUAUUUACUACUUUAAGAGCAGCACAUCUGCAUCUCCACAGGGAGCCUUUUCUUUGAAUGGUUACAACAGGGUUAUGCGGGCAGCUGAGGAGACAACAUCAAGCAAUGUGUUUCCUUUCAAGUUAGUUCACAUUAGCAAGAAGCACAGGACGUGGUUUUUCUCAGCUUCUUCUGAAGAUGAACGAAAGAAUUGGAUGCUGUCCUUGAGGAGGGAAAUUGAUCACUACCAUGAGAAGAAAGAAACAAUAACAGAAUUCAGUGACUCUGGCUCUGAUGCAGACAGUUUCUAUGGCUCAGUAGAACGUCCCAUUGACAUCAAGUAUUCUCAGCAUUCAGGAGAAAAUGAAGAUUAUGACCAGGAAGAAGAGGAUGAGUCUUACCUGCAGCCAGAUACCUCUGAUAUAGUGAAAGAUGAUAUGGUCCUGCCUCCAGCCUACCCACCUCCACCAGUUCCUCACAUCAGAAAAGUCCCUUACUCAGAAUCCAGGGCAAACUCCUUCACUGGCAAACCUUCUGUGCCGGUGGUGCCACCACCUCCUCCUAAAAGAAGCUUGCCUGAGAUCAAAGUGGAGGAUCCCUUACAUGCCCUGGAGCCACAGCUGCAGUGCCGAGCUGAGCCUCACCUAAAGACGCCAUCCCCCAGCCGGAGACCCAGUGAACAGCUGCCCCCUGUGCCUCCUCUCUUCAAAAAGCCUGCAUGCACCAAAGAAUCUUGCUCGUUGCCUCCAGGGCCUCUGCCUCUAGCUCAAGUCCUUCCUACUCCAGAAGGAUGCGAGAAGCUAAAAACCUUAAACCUUUCACCACGGACUCCUCCUCCAGUACCAAGCAAUAAACCCAAGCUGUCACAACUGACUGAAAAAACAGUAGAGCCCAGAGUGCCAAGAGAACCUGGUAAACCUGGACUGUUUGUGCCACCAGUGCUCCCAAAACCACCUGUGCCAAGCCACCAGCCUCCUGCAAUCAAAAUCAGACCAGAGAGGUCAUAUCCUCAGUUACAGAGAUCACCACCAGAUGGACAGAGUUUUAGAAGCUUCUCAUUUGAGAAACCAGCACUACCCUCCAAGCCAAAACAACCUGAUGAUGAUUCUGAUGACGAGUAUGAAAAAGUUGGACUGCCUGCUUCAAUAUUCCUUAACACCUCUGAAUCCUUUGAAGUUGAAAGGACAUUUAAAGCUAAUAGCCCUCGGGGACAACCACAGAAUGGCUUGUACUGCAUUAGGAACUCAUCUACUAAGUCGGGAAAGGUAUUGGUUGUAUGGGAUGAAACUGCAGAAAAAGUGAGGAACUACAGGAUCUUUGAAAAGGACUGCAAGUUUUACCUGGAUUCAGAUGUUAUGUUUUUGAACAUGGGAAGUUUGGUUGAAUACUACAGCACUCGUGUCUUACCUGGUCAUGACAGUCUGAUGCUUCGGUGUCCUUAUGGCUACUCCACACCGAGGUGACGUGACUGGUGUAAUGCACUGGCUUAGAACAAAUGGGUUCCCUCAUGCCCUUGGAUUCAGCCUGGGCUCUUCCCGUUGUUGGAGAUCCUCCUGUUUGCACGCAGAAACUGAGUCUGUUUUGGUCAUUUCUUCUGAUGAGACUUGUGUGGAAAGUCCAUUGAGUGAAUGCUUGGUAGGACCUUACAAUCCACGCUGGUGGAUUUGAUGGUCUUUUCUUUUUAAAAGAUCUGAACUGAUGAUGCUGUGAAAGCUGUCCAUGAGACCUCCACCUUCCUUAAAACUGCUGCUAUUACCUUCUUGGAAUGUGGAAGACAGACACGAACUAAGAGGUGACCUGAAAACAACCAGUACAGAAAAGGCAAACUUGUGACAGUGUCUCAGCAUUCACUUGUGACAGGGAAUACUAAAACUGACUUGAAGGCACUACUCCUGAAGUCAGCACUGGUGCUCAGCUAAGAGGUUUUGUAUCACUUGCAUGGUUGACAUAUAAAUCAUGAAGACUUUGUGCAAAUACUUUGGUUUAUUAUAGGUAAAGAGGAUCAUAAAACAUGCCUUUUGAGUAAGCUCAGGCGUAAAGAUGACUUGUGACUGCAGUGUCUGCAGUAGCCAGUCCCAGAGUCCUAUCAGCUGAUGUGUUUAUGGCAUCUGACAUCACUUCAUAUUGUUCACUUCAGAUAGACUUUGAACAAUAGAGAUUUGGCUUUCGUGGGAGCCCCACUGGAGGGAUUGGAGCCACUUGUAUUUGUCAUGGGCAUUGAUUGAUUGUGUGAUUCUAAGAUGAAGAGGGAAAGGAGGGAGUCUUUUAAAUACCCCCAGUUCUGCCUAGCAGUUUUCUCUUGCGUUGCUGCGAUCAAAGGUUCUUUAAAACAAAAUAUAAGCAAAGCCCUGAAACUGUGAGCAUGGUGCUGCCAUCACCCCAAGAAUUUCUCUGGUCACUCUCCUAGGAUCAAGCUGUCAGCUCAUCACAUCUGUUCCAGGGCAGGACACCUGCCCUAGUCUGCUUGUUUAGAUAAUCAGGAAUUUGUCCAUUAUUUAAAUAGCUCCUCAGUUGGUAGCUGCAUGCAAAUUAAAUCUGGUUUUAGCAUCCUGUCAGCACUGUUCAUGAUGAGCAUUAGCAUGGUGCUGGUAACAUUCAUACCUUAUUAUUUUGAGGACAGAUAUCCUAAAAUCAAGGGCUUGAUAUUCUUGCCAAAAUGAAUAAAGAAGAGAAACCUAUUUUAAUGAUCCCUUAAGUAACAUGGUUGAUUCAAAAGUACUGUUAAAAUGGUCUCAUACUCUAAUAACGUUUACAUGACUUUUAAUAACUAAAAUAAUGUUGUCACUGCUGGAAGCAGGAGAAGGUAUCUAGUUUCUGUCAGUCUGAAUCUGUAUCCACAAACUUCACAUUUUUCCUGUACCUUUUCCAAGUUCAUACAUGGCAGUUUUAAUCUUGUUGCAGUUAGACAGAUGCAACUUAAAAAACUUAAAGCUAUUUUAGAAGAAGAACUUUUCUGUUUCUGGAAAUAAUAAACCAAUAUAUGAUCCCUAAGGGAUUUUCCUUAAUAAAGAGAUGUGAUAUUAGGACCAUACAUAGGAGCUGAAGUAAUAAACUGCUGCUGUCCUUGGCAAGAGGCACAGCCAUGUACAAUAUUAGCCUUUUAAUCUCUGUUCCUGCUGCAAUAGAUUUUGUAGAAUCCUGGAAUGGUUUUGUCUGGAAAGGACCAAUUCCCAAUGCUUCUGCCGUGGGCAGGGACACCUCCUGCUAGACCACCUUGCACAAGGCCCCAUCUAACCUGCCUUUGAACACUGCCAGGCUUGAAGCCUCCACAGCUUCUCUGGGCAACCUGUUCCAGUGCCUCACCAUCCUCAUGGGGGAGAAUUUCUUUCCCAGGUCUAAUCUAAUUUAUGUGCAUAAAGAAUAUGCAGUACCUGAAUUUCAGAUUCUUUUGAGUAUUGGAUGUUUUCUCAUUCCUUUGGUUUUAAAUCACUCUCCCUCUGGUUCACUACCCUGAUCUGAUCCACUCUGUAAAGAUGGCCAACAAAGCACUUAAGAGAUAUUCAGGCAUAUAGAUAGAUCAGAGCAAGUUCUAGUUUCUGGCAGUGUUUACACAGUGUUUACAAAGUGGAUUUUCCUCUAGGAGUAGUUGAUUCCAUGUGCCAUGAGCAUCUUUCUCAGUAUCUGACAAUAUGCUCACCUUUGGGGCUCUUCUUAAGUAUUCAAUUUUACUUUUGCAACCAUAAGCUCUUCAAAUUUUUCAACUACAAAUCCUUCUGUAACCCAGUAGAUGUAAAAGAGAACACUGUCUUUGCAAAUCUGUACCUUUUCAUGGUAACUGCCUUUUUAUAUAUAAAAAUGUCUAUAUUUCUGAAGUGGAUAAACUUUCAAUGCCUGUUCACUGAA
Messenger RNA from Pogoniulus pusillus (Red-fronted tinkerbird), 4121 nucleotides. It is a transcript of the gene SH3BP2, whose product is annotated as SH3 domain binding protein 2. The transcript has 13 exons. Gene Ontology annotation, biological process: signal transduction. Bases 23 to 1741 code for a protein of 572 amino acids. The record is from RefSeq and is a predicted model, not a curated record. Lineage: Eukaryota; Metazoa; Chordata; Aves; Piciformes; Lybiidae. Gene Ontology annotation, molecular function: SH3 domain binding.